Molecule: messenger RNA, 1200 nt
Organism: Closterium sp. Naga37s-1
Lineage: Eukaryota; Viridiplantae; Streptophyta; Zygnematophyceae; Desmidiales; Closteriaceae
Source: the annotation of a GenBank genome assembly
AUGGAGAGAACUGGUGGGGAUGAUGUGUCAUGGCUGCGACCACAUAGGCGGCAGCUUGACCUGCAGCAGCAGCAGCAGCAGCGGCAGCAGCAGCAACAGCAGCAGGAGGAGUUGUUGAGUCAGCUGUUGGCCCUCGCAGAGCAGCAAGCACAGCCAGGCGUGGGUAGGGUGUUGGAGCAACAAGGGAAGACAGGGCAGCAGCUGCAAGGGGGUAGCAGUCAAGCAGAAGCAUGUGUGGGGCCACAGCAUGCUGCCCAGGGAGCAGUGGGAGCAGUGGGAGCAGUGGGAGGGGUGGGAGCAGUGGGAGGAGGAGAGAGGACGUUGCAUGGUCUCGGUGACUUGGAUUGGCCACUUGCAGCCUCGCACCUCCUUGGCCUCACUAAGCCUGCUGUGUCUAUUCCAGCAGUGGCUCUUCCCGAUGUGACUAUGCCCAUUGAGACUACUCCUGAUGUGGCUAUUCCUGAUGCGACUCUGCCUGCCGUAACUGUGUCUGCUGCUGGCACCCUGCCUGACUCUUCUCCUGCCAUUCCUUAUCUCACCUCUGGGCCUCUUGCCUCUGCUAUUGCUUCUGCUCUUGCUGCGUACGGAUCUUCAGCUGGUGGUGGCGUUACAUCUCAUUGUCCUUCACGUGCUGCCAUUCCUCCUCCUGAAGUCCAUGCCCGGUCGAUUCCACCUGCCUCCAUCCCACCACGCCAGCAGCAGUCCUUCUCCUCCUUGCAGCCGCCUGUCUUUCUCCCUCAGCCCAACUUGGCGCAGCAGCAGCUGCAGGAGCAACAGCAGCCACGGACCACUGGGUUCACCUUUGACCAGCAACAGCAGCAGCCAUUGACCUCUCAGCCUACCUUUGCCCAUCAGCAGCAGCAGCAGCAGCAGCCUCAGCAGCAGCAGCAGCCUUUGAAAUCUCGGCCUGUCAUGAGCCAGCAGCAGGAGGCUGGUGCUCUGACAGGGCAGCCAUUGCAAGGGGAGAAUGCAGGAGGGACUGAGGAGGGCGAGCUGGCACAGCUGGAACAGCUCCGCCAGUUGCUGCUCUUACAGGAGCAGCUUAUAAGGGAUCAACCAGGAAAGGAGGAACUUCAGCUGGGGAUGCAGGGGUUGGUGGAAAUGAAUGGUGUGGAUUGGUGUGGGGACUUGAGUCAGCAGGUGGAGAGAGAGGGGGGAGUGGCAGUAGGGCGUGAGGGACAGUGCCGGUCAGAGGAAUAG